Paramuricea clavata is the source of this 2826-nucleotide messenger RNA. The record is from the annotation of a GenBank genome assembly. NCBI's taxonomy places the organism in Eukaryota, Metazoa, Cnidaria, Anthozoa, Malacalcyonacea, Plexauridae.
AUGGAUUUCCAACACAGGGCAGGCGGCAAAACUGGCAGUGGUGGCGUAGCGUCGUUUUCUGAAAGCAAUCGAGACAGACGAGAAAGGUUGAGACAACUCGCUUUGGAGACGAUUGACUUGAAUAAGGUUUGAUUCUAUCUUUUAUAAAUCAUGUUUUCUUUAUUAUUUGAUGCCCUGAUAAGCCCUGGAUAUUUCGUAUACUGUCUGCUUGUAUGUGAAAGUUUUUAGAGGAUAUAUAUUUAUUUGUCAUAUUGCUGUUCAAUCCCCCCCUGGAAAAUUCUUUGAAUGUGUUCUUAUACUAAAGAGGUAGUUUAUAUGGAAGUUGAACUUCGGCCAUGCAAGCGAGAUCUCACUGUGUGGGUAUUUUGUAGUAGGAAUUGCUUUGCGUUGAUAUGGACAGUUAGGCAGUUCUCGUUUCCACGAUCUCACUUGAAUAACACAAGAUCUUGCUUAAUAAGAAAGCUUUGGAUUGAUAAGGAUACAUAUACCUGAAAAAUGCAAGGAGAACUUCAACAUUUCGAGUGAAGGACUUUUGUCGGGGAGUCAGUUACUGCUCCUAACUUUCUGACAAAAGGGCUUUGCUUGAAACAGCAAUGUUCUCCUUGUAUCACAAUCAAUCCAAAGCAUUCUUAUCAUUGACACAGAUUGGUACCUAUUACUGCGCCUAAUGUGCCCUACUUUAUUAUUCGAAGUACCUAGAUAGCCAGCUGUUUAGUAAACUGCCGGUCAUUUAGCACCUGACAUUUCUUAUUUAGUUAUAUAAACUCAUUUUUUUGCAAUUGUAUUCAGCGAACUUGUUGGUAGCGUAUUUGUUAAAGUCGUUGCGUGCGAAGUGAAACAUGGUCUGGUCCGGAUCCAGUGUAGCUGACUACUUUUUGUCUGACUUACAAUUUUUUCUUAAUUUAAUUAAAUUUUUUUUAAACAUUUUUUCCGGCUUUUUUUAAACUCUCAAUUAUUUUAAAAAUAUUUAAUGUUAACUAUAGUCACUACUGUAUAUUGUCGACAGUUUACUAAAUAGCCGGCUGUCUAGUCACUUUUGUUUAUUAUUUUCUUUUAAUUUAAUUAAUAUCUAAUGCCGGAAAAGUUUACUUGUCAAGGAGAGAGCUGGAAUUCAGUGGGUUAAUUUAGGAGAAAGAGGGACAGCAGCUUGUAUUGAUCUCUUUUAUAUUUUCUUGUCAAUAGGAUCCAUAUUUUAUGAAAAACCAUCUUGGUUCUUAUGAAUGCAAACUCUGUUUAACCUUACAUAAUAACGAGGUAAUGUUAGAUUUAAAUUUAUUCACAUUUAUUGAAUUUGUAAUUAGUCAAAACAUACUAUUUUAUAUUUUAUGAUAAUUUAUAAGUUUGUAUAACAUUGUUUAUCCCAGGGCAGUUACUUGGCCCACACUCAAGGAAAGAAACAUCAGCAAAACUUGUGAGUACAUUUGCACGCUAACCUGUCCUAAUUUGUUAUUUACUCUGUCUAACAGCAGACAAUUUUACAUGUCAAGGGGAAAAUGUGGGUCAUUGCUUUUGUGGGCCAUUUGUCUUGUUAACCCUUUCGGUGGCAUUGCAUCCUAAUGUCCCCUACUUUGUUAUUUUACUCUGUCCGAAGCCAGAUGAUUUUACUUGUCAAGUUAAGAGUACUCCCACUCAAUGGGUUAAUCAGAUGAUCUGCCUAUGUGUCUAGUUAACCUGUUAAGUUGCAUUGCACCCUAAUGACCCUACUUUAUUAUUUUACUCUGUCAAAUGCCAGACAGUUUUACUCAUCACUUGCAAGUGCUGGUGCUCAAUGGGUUAAUAAUAUUUUUAGAGCAAGGAGAGCCGCCAAAGAAGCGAAGGACGCUCCAGCACAACCACAACCGGUAAGAUCAAUAUUGUUUCCACAUACUAAUGGUUCUAACAACACCUGUGCCAGGUCUUUGAGACUGAUUUUAUAGCGGUAUCUUGACUUUUGAGUCACAUUUGUGGAUUUCAAGGCAGGAGUGGGCAGUAAAAUUGAAAAUAUUUGUAUGUUUGGCCGUAAGGGAAAAUCCAUUUGACCAUUUCAGAGGGGACAAAACUUUACUUCUAUUUAUAUCUUAUGUCUGUGUUUUGCAUUUUAGCCUGCUUGAGCAGGCUAUUUUGCAAUGGCUUAUAAAUUAUUUCCAACUUUUUAAAACAGUUCUAGUUUGUUUUCCUAUUCAACCAAAUUAUGGGCACGUUGUAUUCUGACAGUUCAAAAUAUUAGGUAAAUCAUUUCGUUCGUGUGUGUUCAAUUUUUGCAAGCAAGCAUGUAUUUGGUUCUGAUUUUUCAUGUAUAUUAAUUUAUUAAUAAGUAAUUAUGUUAUUUUUCGCUCAAUUUGAGGAGACAUAACACUCGUUCUUUGGGCUCGUGCAAUACACCCUUUCGAUAAUUACGUCACAACUACACAGUUUUCAACUUAGGACCACCUUAAAUGGAAAGGAUUUCAAGUUUUUUCUGAUGGGCUAUGCACAGAGAAGCAGAACAUCCUUCUUCAACACAUGCAUGAAAAAAUUUGGGGAUUUUGAUCAAUAAAUGUGGAAAUAAGCUUUAACACGAAAACGAGGCUCCAGACCUGGUCAUGACCUGGAGCCUCGUUUUCGUGUAAAUGCCUAUUUCCAUAUUUAUUGAUCAAAAUUCAAAAUUUUUUAUGCAUGUGUUGAAGAAGGAUGUUCUGCUUUUCUGUGCAUAGCUCUUCAAAAAACCCUUGAAAUCCUUUCCAUUUAAGGUGGUCGUAAGUUGAAAACUGUGUAGUUGUGACGUUUUUACAAAUUGCACUUGAAAUAUUCUUUGCAGAACUGCACAAACUUUGCACACUGAACGACAUCGAUGAAGGCACGUCGUAA